Molecule: messenger RNA, 1221 nt
Organism: Zygotorulaspora mrakii
Lineage: Eukaryota; Fungi; Ascomycota; Saccharomycetes; Saccharomycetales; Saccharomycetaceae
Exons: 1
Coding region: 1-1221 (406 amino acids)
Biological process (GO): endoplasmic reticulum calcium ion homeostasis
Cellular component (GO): endoplasmic reticulum
Molecular function (GO): calcium ion binding
Source: RefSeq, a predicted model, not a curated record
AUGGCGACUUUUUUGAGGCCCCUACUGGUGGCUAUGGAAAAGGUCAACAAUCUCAAUGGAAAGUACUUGAAAUUGACUUUCGAGGAGCAAAAGGAGUUGGGGAUUGUUGGAAGAUUCAAGGUCUACAAUUGGACAUUUGAAAUGAUUUGUUUGGGAAUUUUGGGAUUGAUAUUUGCUUUUUACAAAGUUGGCAUGUUGAUAAACGAGAAUCGAGCAAAGAGAAUGUUUAGUUCAAUAUCAGAUUUUUGCAAAGAUGAGCUCAAAUUUGCCCGUGUUGGUUUCAACAGUAAAGACGGAUCUAAACUGUUGUAUAUUGAGGAACGCGGUAAGACUUGGUUUAGCACUUUCGCCACCGGUCGUUCUGCUGUUGAGAGCUUGAGUGUCAAGACUCAUAUGCUUUCCCGCAGCAAUCCUAUAGCGAUGAUAACAGAGUACCUUUUGAAUUUUUUUUUCCCCAGUUUGGCAGUCCAGGACAUUGGUGAGUAUUGUGAAGUUGUUAUCAAGCCAAGCGGUGUAUUCGUUAGCACCGAAACUGCUAAAGUCAAUGAAAAUUCUGGUGAAGUAUUGAACAACUUCAAAUUCAUCACUUCAGUGGUCAAUAAAGCUGCUAUGAAUGAGCUACGUCGUGAAAACUAUUAUCUUUCAUUAACGCGUACUAGUGAAAGUGCAAAACUACCUAUUGAGUAUGUUUACAUGUCUGAAUUGAAUCAAUUGAAUGAGUUUUUCCAUCAUUAUGCAAGUCCAAACUUCAAUGAGACCUUAAAGAAUGCAAGUCAACUCGUUAAAUUCAUUGGGUUUACCGAUUUACCUACCACUAAACCGUUAACUGAUAAAUUGUGGGUCGCCAAUCAACAACCUCGUGUUGUUAUUCGCACAUCCAUCCCGGCAAGUCAACAAGAUCUCAAAAUUUUCAAUGAAGUUCUAUACUCUGUGGUUGAACUCAUUGACAAUUUCACUCGCGAUUUGCAGCAAAAAUCUCCAUCGGUUUUCAUAACACACGAUAUCUUGAAGAAGUCAAACCAGUUAAGAGUCCAAGAACUAGCCAAAAUUAUUAAAGCUGCCAAACAAGUUGAAAGAGAAAUGGCUCAAGAGAAGAAGCAAGAAGCUGAAAAGGAGAAAAGACGUCAAAUGAAGGCAUCCGGUGAGCAAGAAAAAUAUGAUCAAAGGAUGAAAGAAAAGAGAGAAAGACGUCAAAAGAACAGACAAAAGACUAGAAUGUAA